ACUCCUCCAUUCCUUCCUCUCCUCCCUCUCGCGCCAAGUCGUCGUCGUCCUCGUCGUCGUCGCCGCCGCCCUCCUCGCCGCCGCCGUGAAGCCCGAUCUCCGAUGUACCCGAGGAUCGGGAGCCACCACGGCAAUCCCGCCGUAACGGCGGGCCGUGCUUCCUCUUUCCACCACGCCGCCCCUCCCGCUUCCGGCGCCGCAGGAUUGGGCAUCAGGGUUGCUGUGAAGCCGGAGUAUCGGAUAACGCCUCCGCCUCAAUUGAUACAACAAAUGGGAGAUAUACCGCGAAGCAACUUUCAGUUUGACUUUGAUUUUGAGAGGAAAGUUCUAGCUGAAUUAGAGAAGGAAAGCCCUGAUUGGAGCAGGCUUGGGCUAGAAAAUCUUCCAUCGAGGAGUUCAGAGGCACCGCCUCCAUCAGGUCCUGCAGGAGAUCCCAUAAUCAACAAGUACAUCUCAUCUGGAUUAAGCCGAGAAGCUGUUCCUCUUGCAGUGGCAAACUACGGGGAUAAUCCAACCAAGGUUAGGGAAUUUGUCAAUGGUUAUACUCGCCUGCGCGAGAUGGGAUUUUCUUCAAGCAGUAUUGCCGAGGCCUUGGUCAAGAACAACAACAAUAUGGAUGAAGCAUUGGCUUACUUUCUAAAUAGUUCAUCAUGAGUACUCGAUAGUUGGAUGUCUUCACGUAAUAUAAAAUCUGUAAUUGUGGGGACACGCUUCUCCGGAAAUAGUUGUGUGACUUUUGUUUGGCUUCUAGUUGGUUCAUGUAAAUACUGUUUAAUACAUAGAGGACGACAGACAAUUUUUUUCUGUGGCGAAUGGUGACGUGAUAUUUCUUCCAGGAUCCAAAGCAAGUUA
Messenger RNA from Eucalyptus grandis, 852 nucleotides. RefSeq lists its product as uncharacterized. The transcript has 5 exons. The coding region runs from base 103 to 654 and encodes 183 amino acids. The record is from RefSeq and is a predicted model, not a curated record. Gene Ontology annotation, biological process: ubiquitin-dependent protein catabolic process via the multivesicular body sorting pathway. NCBI's taxonomy places the organism in Eukaryota, Viridiplantae, Streptophyta, Magnoliopsida, Myrtales, Myrtaceae. Gene Ontology annotation, molecular function: ubiquitin binding. Gene Ontology annotation, cellular component: ESCRT I complex.